CUUGUCGAGUGCUUUUGACGACCCCCAAGUGUGUUUUGUGUGUAUCGUUUUAGGAAGCUCGUAAACGUGGCAAACAGGGAAUGUGUGUCGUGUUGUGAUGUGGUUCUAGUUUGAGUUGGACCAGGGCAACUUGGAUGUGCACUUCGAAGGCGAAGCUCUGGCCGCAAGGAUGAGUUGCACUGAGGUGAUGUACCAGCCCUAUUCUCCGUACUUUCCUUACCAACGACCAGCGACAGUAACGUCGUGCCCCGGCUCGGCGAGCAUCUCCCAGGCAGCAUGCCUCGACUAUAAGAGGUUUGUCAACUCGAAGAUGCAAGAUGUGCUCUCAACAUCCUCUUCGUCAUCACCGCCCGUGCACGCCGCACCGCCACCACCUCUGCAGCAGUCCUUGCCUCACCAGACGCACCAGCAUCAACAUCCCAGCGGGCGUUCUUCGUCGUCUUGUGCUGUCGCAUCGGCUUCUUCAUCUCCGGUGAGCCGUGUGGCCCCGGAGGAGAGUAACGGUGCCAAGGUGUCUUCUCCCAUAACCGGGGCCUCAGGGUCUUCAGCGGACGCGCAGUAUUUGUCUGCGAACUGUGUUGUGUUCACGUACUACAGUGGUGACAUAUCUUCCGUGGUGGACGAACAUUUCUCCCGUGCCCUCAGUCAACCGAGCAGCUACGACUCCGCCAGGAAAGGACUAACAGUAAAAGACACCCCACCCAUGUCUCAAAGAAACUUCCCGGCAUCCUUCUGGAACUGCAAUCAACCCGCAUCGAGUGCAUCUAGUGUAGCCGCCAUGGGCAGCAUGGCAACGCCUCAUCCAGCGGACCUGUAUCCGAGUGAUCCUUACCACCAUGGGGCAGCGGGAGCUGCCCUGCACGCCAGCUUGCAGAACGACCCCUGGCACUACGCGCUCACUGCACCUCAAGGCGCUCCGUACAGGUCGUCAGCUAUGCACGAGCUGGCCUAUUCAGCUGCGGGAGGGCCGAACCGGUUCAACCCGCACCAGUAUGGCUCUCUGCUCCUUCAACCAUCGGUGCGUUCUUCGCGGCUGAAUCCAGUGAGCGCCACUUGUGCAGCGAUGGAGAAGGCUUCUGACUCUUGGACGGGAGCCAGGUAUCACCACGACCAAAUCACGGGAAACAUUGGGCAUCUAGAUGGUAACUACGGGACUCCAGCAUACGGCACGAUGGGGACAGCUAUGACAGAUCCCACCACCGGAGGCUACAUGCUGGAGUUGUACAAGUUCCAAGCGAUGCAUGCUUACCGGUGACCCAGGUUCGACCAAGAGGCUGGAAGGUCAAGUUCAGGACGCCGGCAAGGACCUCUACUGGUUCUGAAACAUCGUCACCUCUUCUUCUUCCUCGUCAACAUCAUCAUUACUGAGACUAUGUACGACAGAGUGCUGUUCCGCGAGACUCCCACAUUGUGAAUAGUCCACCAUAUCUCGCGCAUAGGACUGCAACGAGAACAUAAUCAUCGACCCCUUUUUAAUUUAUGGCCUGUAAUGUUAUUCUCCUUCUAGAGGGUGUUCAAGUGCUAGGCAAGUGCUUCUCUGUUCAUCCUUCCUCCGGUUCUCAUAUGUAUGACGUGUGGAUUUACUCCUCUUGGGAAGUGUCCGAUCGUAAAGGAGUAAAAAAACAACCUAGACGUGUAUGCUUUGUCCCUAUCGACAGCGCAGUGGAAAUGGAUUGAUUGAUAAUACCAUUCACUUUGCUACAGCUGUCGAUAUACGAUACGAAAUAGCUAGUCAUUAUUUUCUGUCUUUAUUAUUAUUAUUAUUAUUAUUGAUGAGAUGAAUAUCAGAGUUGCGAACAAUAUAAUGCCAGCUUAUUGUCGGUUUAGAUCCCAUGUGUCAUAUUUCGUUAGCUCUUCUCAAAAACGUUGGUUGCUUGAAGGAUUAUCGGAACUCUGUAUAGCGAUACUGUGUUUCAACUGCCGCCAUGUAGCUGCUGGGAGUCUGUAUGGCCUUUUCUCGGAAUGAUUUGCAUUUCUGUGGUCCUCUGGCUGUAUUUCAUUCUUGUCUUUUGUACUAUUCUGUUUUAUGACUAUUUGAUACUGGAACUAAUAUAACACUAUAAGUUUCCACUAAACUCUUAAAACAGGACUUCAUCACAUAAUACGUUGGAGGCCAACCGCUCCAAAGAAUGCUACUUUUACGACUCCUUGUUCGUGAAAACUAACCAGACUACGUAAGUGCCGCAAAAAAAAAAGAAGAAGAAGAAAAAAGAAAACAAGAAAUCAAGGGAGAGAACGAUGUCAUUCGAAAUGUUGGUUGACUAGGAGCGUCUCUUUCUUUCUUUUUUUAGAAUCACGGCCAGCUUUGCGGUGAAGUUCUGCUUUAAGAACGCAUAUAAAUACGCUUAGAAACCAUGCUCCCACUGUUAUCUGUUCUCCUGUGCCAAAUUUGCAUUGACGUAGCAACUUCAAUUCGUAAGAACGAGAUGGUCAUUGCGAAGUGUAAUAUACGCUACAAGCUGUCAUGCUCCCCAAAAGGAGUGAAUUCACGUGCCGCAUAGAACGUCCUUGUUUUUAAGGGGACGCACAUAAUAACCAGCAGAAGUUGCCGUCUGUGGUUCUCUAUCUCUAGCGCCUGUUCCCCCCAUCCUUCGUCGGGGGCCCUGCUAUGUAUUUAUUAUUUGGAGAAAGACUACGUGUGUCGCCCAGGCGGCCAUAUGAUUUUCCAACAUUUCUUCGGAGUGCUGUACAUAGAAUAAAAUAAAUAUUUGUUUCGACUUUCGCAGAUGA
Messenger RNA from Ornithodoros turicata, 2730 nucleotides. RefSeq names its product transcription cofactor vestigial-like protein 2 (gene vg). The record is from RefSeq and is a predicted model, not a curated record. The transcript is spliced from 6 exons. NCBI's taxonomy places the organism in Eukaryota, Metazoa, Arthropoda, Arachnida, Ixodida, Argasidae. The coding region runs from base 170 to 1255 and encodes 361 amino acids. Gene Ontology annotation, cellular component: nucleus. Gene Ontology annotation, biological process: regulation of transcription by RNA polymerase II.